Radiomyces spectabilis is the source of this 1122-nucleotide messenger RNA. RefSeq lists its product as uncharacterized. The record is from RefSeq and is a predicted model, not a curated record. Gene Ontology annotation, biological process: SCF-dependent proteasomal ubiquitin-dependent protein catabolic process. The transcript is spliced from 2 exons. Gene Ontology annotation, cellular component: SCF ubiquitin ligase complex. The annotation marks the transcript as partial. Lineage: Eukaryota; Fungi; Mucoromycota; Mucoromycetes; Mucorales; Radiomycetaceae.
GAGAAGUUGGGAAAACUCCUGCAAAUACUCAUCAACAGGAAGAGCGACACAAUCCGAAAACUAGGGCUGCACUCUUGUCAAGUGCCAGGUUCUGUCUUUCUCCGAGCGCUUUCUUGUAUUGGCAAUCAGAUUACGCACUUGUCGCUGGUUGAGUGCGCGAUAGACAUAGAGACAAUGUUUCAAGUAAUCCAAUACACGCAAAGUACUUUAGUAAGGUUAGCCAUGGUUCAUUGCGAAUCAGUCGAUACAAGAAAUCAACCUUGGACCUUCCCUUCGACAUUUCCUUCAAAACUCAAACUUCGCUCCUUAACUCUGAGCAUGUUCUACGAAGGCCAGACCAUUGUUGCAUCAGAUUUGCGAUUACUGAUCGCCGCGUGUCCCGAUCUUCAGCACAUUCAUUUAAAGGAGGGAGACAGCAACGCCUCUGGUAUAUUUCAUGCACUCAAAGCACAUUGCCCGCACUUACAGAGUAUUGAUAUUGAUGCCAACUACAACAUCAUACGGUGUACCCCAACUCACAAUUACUCUCAGUUGCAAAAGGGAACAUCGCGACCAGGAUUAUGCAGUUUUACGAUACAGCGCUUGAAGGAAAUACCAGAUGAAGACAUCAGAGCGACACUUGACGAUCAGCAAGAAACUUUACAAAUUCUCUGUUUGGAAUAUUUCAGGGAAACAAGUGUAAUUCCCAAUUAUAUGAGCUAUUUUGCGUGGCCCCGAUUACGUUACGUAUCGCUACAAGGUUCUCCGGUAUUUGAGGAAACCCAUCUAAGUGCGUUUCUCGAAAAAGCCCCUUUGUUAAAAGUCAUUGAUCUGUCACAUAUAUUGCAUAUGAGCGAUCGCGUACUGGAAGUAACGAGGAAAUUGAAGCAUUUGGAGGAGCUGAACGUUUCAAAUACCUCCGUCACACCCAACGGUGUACGUAUGCUGCUGGAUCAACGCCGGGCGUUGAGAGUACUGGUGAUGAUUGAUUGCCCUUCGUUGGAGCCUGAGGUCAUUCGGUACGCUCAAGAUAUUCUUGGAGAAUCGCAAGUCAUAUACGAGGAUAAAUGGAGUAUUGAUGGUUUCCCAGCACACUAUACACAUGUCACAUACAAUCCUACCAAGGAUUUAGAAUUUUUAUAA